Clupea harengus (Atlantic herring) is the source of this 3256-nucleotide messenger RNA. RefSeq names its product homeobox D12a (gene hoxd12a). The record is from RefSeq and is a predicted model, not a curated record. NCBI's taxonomy places the organism in Eukaryota, Metazoa, Chordata, Actinopteri, Clupeiformes, Clupeidae. Gene Ontology annotation, molecular function: DNA-binding transcription factor activity, RNA polymerase II-specific; sequence-specific double-stranded DNA binding. Gene Ontology annotation, biological process: regulation of DNA-templated transcription.
CAUUCCCGACCGACAUUUGUUUAUUUUCUCAAGAGGUUGGGAAGAAAACAUCUCCAGAUGAACAUGCCAUUUCAAGAAGGUAGAUAUUAAAGAAAUGAAUAGCCUACUCCCCAUGAACUUUACCCUGCUGCUUAACCUCUGUAAUUUCAUACACGUUCAGUCCACAUUUUGUAUAUCUGUGUGGGCUUCUGAACGUUUGCUUCUGUGUAGUGACGUUCUUUUACUCGCACAUUUGAACCUAAACUGUCGUUUCGAUAAAUACUAUCAGGCAAAUAAAACGAAAAAUGCCUUUUAUAUGGGUUCGAUACGUAGGCUAGCUCUUGCAGUUAAGUGUCAAACUAAUUGUAUGUAUGGUGCAUGUAUGAGUUCGAAUGUUAUCGAAUAUUUCUAGCCAACAACCGAAUCGGAACGCCGCAAUUACUGCAACUAUGCCUGGUAUUUAUCUUAUUCCUUUUUUUCUUUUUUUUUCUGUUGCAUUCGACUCUGGUCUGAAGAGAGACUGGACAAUAGGAAGGUCAACAGCAAAACAACCAGAUUGUGUGUGUGAGCCAUAUGUUUUUGUCCUCCAACUACAUUUUAGAGGCUACCGAAACAACCUCCAGGUAUGGGGAUACAUUAUCACACUACUUAGUACUGUGAUACAUUAUCUCUCAUCCAGUUAGAUUUUUUAAAGUAAUCUAGUUUUUUUUUUAUUUUUGUUUUUCAUUACUAUUCGUCUGUUCCUUUUCAUCGUAGAGGUCAUAAUCUUUUUUCUACAUAGUAAUGGCACAUACAAUGCAAAGCCAGUCAUUUAUUAUUUAUUUAUUUAUUUUCCUGAAUUGAACUGGACUUUUAAACAACGCCAAUAUAUGGAAUAUUCUGCAUUUAAGUACAAUACACCUAUAUUGGACUUUGAAUCGGUUGGUCACUACUUUGUGUCAAGGCAAAGGGCGGAGCUGAACAGCAUGCUUAGCAUAUCACGUGAUGCUGCAUGGCCAAAUCAACAAUUACCCUGUUUUUAUUCUUUAAGUGUAACUAUAAGGUCUUGUAAGAAGCGUUUUAACGAACUCUUCGGAGAUGUGCGAACGCAAUGUUCUCAGUUCUGGCUAUGUUGGUUCUCUGCUGAAUUUUCCUUCUCCGGACUCUUUGUAUUUCCCAAAUUUACGGAGCAAUGGAGCCCAUCUUUCCGGACUUUCUCAGAUUCCCUACAGCAGAAGAGAGGUGUGCUCGUUCCCGUGGACUUCCCCAAGUUCGUGCACGGCCCCACCACAGAGCCGCGCCUUUAGUGGUUAUUCUCAGCCGUUUCUGACAGACUCAGUGCCUCAAAAUACAAACCCCAACUACAAUAAAGGAUCGUCAGAAGAGCAUUUGAAAUAUUAUUUUCAGAAUGCACAUCAAAAAAGCGUGGAACAUAGACAAGAGGCAUCGUUCGUCGGUGAACACGGAAUGACUAAUUCUGCUAGUUCUAGCAAGUACGAGUUAUCUAACUUGGACAGACGGUCACAGAACUCGGCUUCACACACUGAACUAAACUCAAGUAUGCAAGUAGCUAGCGAUGGUGUGAAGCAAUCGGUCAACUCACUUGUCCAAAUGCAACCAUCCUCAAGUAACACAACACCCAGAACAUCGUUCUCUGAUGGUGUGCCUUGGUGUCCAUCACAAGUGAGACAGAGAAAAAAGAGGAAACCCUAUACAAAGCCACAGCUGGCUGAACUUGAGAGUGAAUUCUUGUUAAAUGAAUUUAUAAACAGACAAAAACGGAAGGAUCUUUCAGACAGGCUGGACUUGAGUGACCAACAAGUUAAAAUCUGGUUCCAGAAUCGUAGGAUGAAAAAGAAGAGACUUUUGAUGCGUGAUCAUGUGUUUGCAUUGUACUGACUGCAGCGAGACGGCCUGUAGGUUGCCUUCGGACCAGCGCAAAGGUCACAGGCGGCCGGAUCAGACGUAUCUACACCACGCCUGGAGGUCACAAAUGUGUAGAAAAUGCUCAGAGUAUUUAAUGCAUAUAUCAUAUUGUAAAUUUUAUAUUUAUUUUCCAGAAUUGCUGUAUGUCAAGCUCUGUUUGUAAACUGAAGAAACAUCUCGGUGGUGUUAGGACAUACUAAGGGCAGCAUGCAUGCAUCCAGUAUGCAUUCAUCAAAUUAUUGCUAGUCAAGGCUGACUUUUUGUAAAAUGUCAGACUUUUGUUUACAACACUAGGCUAUAUGCUAUGAGCAUGUAUGACGUUUAUUACACGAAGAAAAAUAAAGACCAGUUCUUAAAACUCAACCAAAACCGUCAGGUGUUAUGUAACUUUGAAAUUGCUUAGAUAAUUGAAAACGUUUUGGAAAGGGCUACAUUCAAACCAUCUAAGUUGGAGUGGACACACACUUAGCAAUAUUGCACACACCGUUUAAGUGGAUCUGUCAUUUGUCUGUAAAAGUUCAUGUGCGCUACAGCUUUAGAAAAUGGUUGUACAUCCUUCUUUUGCCAUGUAAGCCAUGAAAUACAUAAUCUUCUUUAGGCCAUCUAUUUAACAGGGGUCGGUAGGAUAUUUGGAUUAGAUCUGUUGAUGGAUAUUUACUAAUAGCAUACUGGCCAAAGUAGAUCUUAAUUUUCUUCAGAAGGUUACUUUUCAAACACUGAAUAUGCUAUUUCAGUCUGGGUCUUAGUCCUAAUCGUGGAAAUCAAGUGUCCAUUAUUUGGUCUAUGAAUGUAAAUAUUGUAUUGUGUAUUAAAUAAUUUAACUGAGUAUUAAGUGAAGAAUAUGCUGCAUAUGUGAUUUUAGUUGUUGUUGUUUUAAUCAUCUUAAGUCCUUAUGUCCUAACUGGGGCUGUUGUGCGUAAAACGCGUCCAAGCUCAAGUUCGUUGGUCAAGUAAAAUCAGACAUUGGUCCGACUCAGAACGGAAAGCGGGACAGAAUUUUUGUAAAUUAUAUACUGCAUUUGUAUAUUGUUUUCGGAUACAGACUACAUUUCAGUGUGAAAUAGGUGUAAGGUAUUCGAACUUUAAUAUGAAAGGCCAUAUACCGCUUUAACCAUAAGUUAUCAAACAACUUCAAUGUAUUUGAAUAUCUGUGCCACCUUUGCGCAUAUUACACCUGCAUUACUUAUGUAAGUAGCCUACUAGUUGGUCAUACCAAAAGUGCAAUUAAGCACCAAAAAAAGAAAACGUUUUUUUUUUUGUGACAGAUGUUAUAGUAAAUGUAACCUGUGGGCAGGCAGCACGCCUGCGAAUUUAGCAAUGAUACUGUAUAGUAUUAGUAUACCUGUAAGAGCUUUACCUUCUUCGCAAUAUU